Molecule: messenger RNA, 4317 nt
Organism: Protopterus annectens (West African lungfish)
Lineage: Eukaryota; Metazoa; Chordata; Ceratodontiformes; Protopteridae
Gene: RAB15
Product: RAB15, member RAS oncogene family
Exons: 7
Coding region: 362-1000 (212 amino acids)
Biological process (GO): Rab protein signal transduction
Molecular function (GO): GTP binding; GTPase activity
Source: RefSeq, a predicted model, not a curated record
AUGCCCUCCCCGCCUCCUUCAGCGAUCGCAGAACGCACAGGGGUCCUCAAACAUCAUUACAGCUGCAGCCAGUGCACAGACGGUGGAGCAGAUAGCGUGGGAGCUGGAGUUUCGAACCCCGCCUAUUCUUACUGGAAUUAACAAACUGCAGCAGUGAAUGUUAGGCUGAGUUGAGAGAGCCGGGCAGAGCACCGCUGUCGAUAAACGAGUGGCAGGAACCAUAAACUGCCAAUUACGACUCUCUUGUUACAGCAGUAUCAGCGACAGAGCCAGGCAUGGGAGGCAGGGCCGGAGCUGCAUCCCCUCAAACAUAGGCAGUUUCUUCCCUUAGCAUCUGCUGCUUUACUCCUUCUAGCCCAUCAUGGCCAAGCAGUAUGAUGUACUGUAUCGAUUACUCUUGAUCGGCGAUUCCGGCGUGGGAAAAACCUGCCUUCUUUGUCGCUUCACUGACAACGAGUUCCACUCUUCGCACAUCUCUACCAUAGGUGUGGACUUUAAAAUGAAGACAAUUGAAGUAGAUGGCAUCAAAGUAAGAAUACAGAUUUGGGACACUGCGGGACAGGAGAGAUAUCAGACAAUUACAAAACAGUACUACAGACGAGCCCAGGGAAUAUUUCUAGUUUAUGACAUCACAAGUGAGCGGUCUUUUCAACACAUCAUGAAAUGGGCCAGUGAUGUUGAUGAGUAUGCACCUGAUGGAGUUCAGAAGAUCCUAGUUGGGAACAAAGCUGACGAAGAACAGAAGAGGCAAGUGGGAAAAGAUCAAGGCCUGAAGCUUGCUAAAGAAUACGGGAUGGACUUCUAUGAGACAAGUGCCUGCACCAAUUACAACAUUAAAGAGUCUUUCACUCGCCUGACAGAGCUGGUAUUACAAGCCCACAAGAAAGAGCUUGAUGGACUUCGGGUCUGCAACAACGAUGUACUGAGUAUAGCUGACUUAGAAGAGGAUCUUGGGAAACCCAGUGGAAUGAAUAAUUCCCAGAAACCCUGCUGGUGCUAAAGGUCACUGUAUAAUACAAUCUACAUUUCUUCUGCCGCCUUCUGAGAGACUUGAACUGAUGGACAGUUCUGCAGCACUGUCUUUUCAGCAUGUGUAUGUUGUGGACAGCUCCUCAGUACUGUAACCUCUACAGAAUUCUUUAUAUGGCAUUUGUCCAAAUUAUUCUUGGAUGUGGACUGUUGGAUUAAUCAGCUCUGGUGUGCAGUACAGCCUCUGGAUUUUGUGAUUUGUCAACCAUCCUCACCAGUAUGUUUUAGGCACUAGUCUGCUUUUAAUGUGCAUUUUGAGAAUUGUUGAUGCUGUUGUUUUGGUAAUGUAACAAGAAUUAUGUCUUCUUUUGGCUCAGACAUUCAAGCAGUUUGUGUUCUGUUGAGUAUUUUUUUUCAUUAUUUUAUAGAUAAAAUAUGGCUUUAAAACAGAAAAACAACUUGUGCUGACACUUGAAUUUAUGAGUAGAUGCUUGGAUGGUCGUUUUUGGUAUGAGUUGUCUUAUAUAUGAUAAAUGAGGAUUUGUGAGGUGAACAGAAGUAUGGUUUACCAUGAUGCAGCAAAACUCUCAAUGCUACAUGUUUUAAGUGACAUGUUAAUACUGGACAAUGUAAUGCCACAGAGGAAAGGCAAGUGAAUGCGCUCAGGGCUUCUUUGUACAGGUGUUGUCACAUAUGGGAGAUAUUUGAAACAGUCUGCUCAAAUACCAGGCUUUGUUGCACUCCUGAGACCUGAAAGCCCAUCAGAUCAGCAAAGCACUGAAGGUAAGGUUAGAAUUUGAUGCCCCAAUCCCAGGUUUGGAAACAUGAAAUUCAUACCAGUCUGUUUUUUACUCUUUUUAGAACAGGGCAGUUGCUUCUUUUUGUAACUUGAAAAGGAGAUCAGAAUAAACGAAGCAGCAUAUUCAGAAAGCAGACCAAAAUUACUGAUGGCGAAUGCCAGUUUUUAUAUGAGGACAUAAAUAACACUGUGAUUUCAGUUAAUGCUUUUUCAACACAUUCACAUGUUUAAAAGGUUAUCUAGAAGGAAAUAAGAACUUUCUGAUUGUUGUUAUUAGUGAGUUACAUGGAUAGUCAUUAUACUGUAUGACUUGUAAUAACUACAAGAAUAUGUGCCGUUAAGAUGGAAAGAUACAUCUGUUAUAUGAGCAGGUAAAACUUCCUAAGAAUAUACCACAUGGUGUUCCCAGAACCAUAUGACACUGCACAGUUCUGUCUCAUGUAUUUAAUUUAGCAAAAGAUUUAUAUAAUGCAGACAUAUUCGGACCAGAAACAGUAGUAAAACUGCAUCUAUCAAGUGCAGCUCGAAAAAUGUUUGACAUAUCCUUGUGAAACAUGAUUCCAAAAUAUUGCAGGGAGACUGACACCUUAGCUUUACAUGUUACACUACAGUUCAUGUUCACUAUAGAUAUUUAGGGCACGGAUUUGGGUGGCAAGUUGGAUUACUGCUGUGACUUGUCACAGUUGCAUUAUUCAGAACUGCAGAGAUUAAUAUUUAUUUGUUUUCCAUGGCAUGGGAAAAGUGUGAAAAAGCAAGACGAGUUAAACACAUAGUAAUGUACUUGGGAUGACAGUCACUAAAGUGUACCAUGAGUCCACCUGCUUGCAAAAUUGCUCUGACAACUAAGAGGUGCUGGUCCUGUGGUGUUUCUGGGGUCUACAUUACAUUGUAAAUGACGUUCAUCAAAACCUUCUCAUGUGGGGGGUACCCCGCUAAUUUUAUAUAUCAACUCCGAGAUCACACUACAGUGGGGAAAGGGCAAAUUUCCCUAUCCCUGCCAUAACCAAGAUUUACAUUUCUUUGUCUGGGAACCACUUUUGCAGUGUCAAUAAACUUAUUUAAACAUGCUCUUUUCCUCCAUUGUACACCACACACUAUAUCUAGCUGGUCUCAGAAAGACCAUAUAUCAAACCCAUGACAUUUACAGCUCUCACUAAAAAAAUGUCAUCUGAGUUUUCAGCCCUUUCAUUGCUCGGCAGAAACCUAACAGUCCAUUUUUAUUUCCAAACUUUCAAAAACGUUUUUGCCAAAAUCUUUUUCCGGGCCAUUGUCAUCAGCUUUGUAUGUAUGGACACUUAUAGCCAGGCUUGAAUACUACAGCAGAUAAUCAUGCUGAUUUAUAAUAAAUGCUAUUUUAUGGCUCGGGUUACAGGAUGGAUGGCUCUUAUAUCAUGGAGCACCAGUAGAAGACCGGGGGCUGAUUUUAGUGGAGGUGUGUUACUUGUAGAUGUUGUAAGAGGAAUCUGCAGAGACUCCCAAACAGUUCUGAGAAAACCUCAGGAUCCAUUUUUCUUUGUUGUGAAAGCCAGUUCACUGAAGUACUUUUGACUAUUAAAAAAGUAGUCCUUUUCUAUGAAGGCACCCCCCCCCCCCCCACAUACACACACUAAUAUAAAUCGUCCUCAUUCCACCCCUAAUCAAGUCUGGGGUGAUUACAUCUUUGCGAUAAAGUGAUUUCCAUCUUUGCAAUAACCUCAUUUGAUGGCUGUGCCUUUUGUUCAACUGUGCAGAAAGUGUUUACAUAGCUGAAGCUUUCAGAACUCUCUGACUCCCAAAGCCACUUUACCAAAUGUUGUGCAAAACAAAAUGAAAUAUUUGACAUCUUUUGACAAACCUUCACCCCUGUUUAUAUUAUAAUCAAGUCCAAGGUUACUGUACAAAAAGCCUGUAAAGGAUGAUGGCAAUUCCAGGAGUUCAGGUCAAUCAAGGAGAAUAAAAGUAGGGACAGACGCAGAGAGAAUUAAAUUUCAAAUAUGAAAGUGGAGGAUUAAAUCCAGAAAGGGUAUCAAAACUAUACAUUGGUCUCAAAACUGAAUAUUAUCUAGCUUCUAAAAAUAAAAUAAGUGUAUCAGUGACAAUUAUCGCUCUUCUCCCAACCCUAUUAUAUAGUAAUUCUGGGUUCUACUUAAAAACAUCUAAUUCCCAUAACAUCAAAUCUCAAAACACUGAAACCAUAACAUCGAAAACCCAAAACACUGAAAACUCACAACAUCAAAAACUCAGAACACUGAAACUUUGCAUCAGAACAAUGAAAACUACAAACCACAUGUAAAUAACAUUGCCUCCACCUAUAACAAUACCAAACUAACAAACACACUUUGUUACUACAUUUCUGCAGGGGGCAAGCCCCCCCAUGUGGUGUUCUCUGCGCCUGACACCCCUGUAAAUUAAAUACAUCAAUUUUGAGAUUGCACUACAUUGUAAAAAAGUUAAUUUCCUAACCCCACUGUAUCGCGAUCACCAUACAGAAUGUACACAUAUAACAACUACAGUAUCUUAUAGUGAUACCACAAGAUUAACAGAUUAAACUAUAACAUUUACAUGUUUGA